AAUAAUAAAUUAAAUUAUAAAACACUCGGACUUUUUAAAAUUAUUAAAAAAGUCUUAUUAAUUAAUUACGAAUUAAGAUUAUUAAAUAUAAUACAAUACUAUCCCGUUUUUUAUAUUUUAUUACUUAAACUUAUAUUAAGAGGUUUAUAUAUAGAAAACUAUAUUAUUAUUAAACUAAAUUAA
This is a messenger RNA of Colletotrichum paranaense, 183 nucleotides long. RefSeq lists its product as uncharacterized. The record is from RefSeq and is a predicted model, not a curated record. The annotation marks the transcript as partial. The transcript has a single exon. Lineage: Eukaryota; Fungi; Ascomycota; Sordariomycetes; Glomerellales; Glomerellaceae.